GCCUGAGAGUCAGGGCGCUUCCACAUAUGAAUGGAGAUGACGUUGCGGAGGGAACCACCCCAGCCCUUAUAUAGAGGCCCCGCUCGGCAGGUUUGUGGGAAUCGCUGCAGGUGGUCGGAGAGGAUGGGUGGGGGGAGCGGCGGUCCCUUGGCACCCAACCCCAGAGCAGCUUCACCAUGAAACGCGGGGCGCUCCCCUCGGCCGAUCUGAAUAGCACCGGCAGGAGGAUGUUGGAUCCCAUCGCCUCCACAGCUAUGAAGGAACGGGACAGAAGUAACAUGACGGCGAGGGCAGAGGAGGGCAACACGGUGUCGGUGGCAUUCCCCCUGUCUAUGAUGAUCACGGGCUUGGUGGGCAACGCGCUGGCAAUGCUCUUGGUGUAUAAAUCUUACAGGAACAAGGAAAGUGCAAGGAAACACUCGUUCCUCCUGUGCAUCGGCUCUCUGGCACUGACAGACUUCAUAGGGCAACUUCUCACUAGCCCCAUUGUCAUCUCCGUGUACUUGUCCAACCGGCAGUGGGCUAGGGUGGAUCCCUCCGGACACCUCUGCCCUUUCUUCGGACUUUGUAUGACUAUGUUUGGCCUGUGCCCACUCUUUAUAGCCAGCGCUAUGGCCAUAGAGCGCACCCUGGCCAUCCGCACCCCGCACUGGUACUCCAGCCACAUGAAGCCCAAAGCCACCAAGAUGGUGCUACUGGCUAUCUGGAUCGGGGUGCUGGGCUUUGCCCUCAUGCCUAUCAUCGGGGUGGGGCAGUACACCCUGCAGUGGCCGGGCACUUGGUGCUUUAUUAGCACGGGAGAUGGAGAGGCAGUGGGGAACAUCUUCUUUGCCUCAACUUACGCCUGCCUCGGGCUUCUGUCGCUUUUCACCACUUUCGCCUGUAACCUGUCAACCAUCGUGGCGCUGGUGUCUCGGUGUAAGCGCCGGAGCAGCACGGCCAAUGCCAGCAGGCAAUGGGAAAGGAUCACGCUAGAAACCCUCAUCCAGCUGCUGGGGAUCAUGUGCGUCCUGUUUGCCUGCUGGUCCCCGCUCCUGGUAAUCAUGUUGAAAAUGAUGUCCAACCAUACUUCAGUUGAACAUUGCAAGCCAAAAGCUUCAGAGCAAAAUACAGAGCUACAGAAAGACUGCAAUUUCUUUUUGACUGCUAUCCGCCUGGCCUCACUCAACCAGAUACUUGACCCUUGGGUUUACCUCUUGCUUCGACAUAUUCUGCUCAGGAAAUUUUGCCAAGUAGCAAAUGCUGUUUCAAACUGCUCAAACGAUGAACAGAAGCAACAGCCAAUGAUCCCCGCAACUGAUGUAAGAAUAGCUGAAGGAUGAUCUAUAUUGGUAUUAUUUAUAGAAUUUUGGGUGGAACUUGCAUGCUCAAAGAAGAGUGAAACUCCUAGCAAAGCUUUAAUGUGAAAUGGCCCGGGUGGUCUAUAUUUUCAGUAAACAAAGUACUAUUUAUAAAGCUGCUAAAAUUAUAAUAUAUCUUCUCCAAUGUGCCAAAAUGUUUAUACUGAAAUGACUGCAGUAACUUAAAAAACAAUUGUACAAAGAAACGAAUGUGAUAUCACAACAGCAUGUUACUCGAGAAAAUGCACUGUUUGCAAAAAUCCUUACCAACAGAGGUUAUUAACUGUGUUAUAAAGUGUCAGAUAAUGCUUGUGUAAUUAAAAGAGAAAAAUAAACACAGGUUGGCAUGGGCUAAAGCCUAUUUAUUAGUAAAAUUUAUAAAUUCAUUUUUAAAAUACAAUUCAUUUACAAUUAAAGUAAAAAUACACAGUAAUGUAAGUAUCCUAGUGAUGUCUACUAUAUAGUGUCUAGACAUAGACUAUUCAAAGCAGAUUGGUGUUUGUGUAUGUGCCUGUGUGUACUUGGAGACAACUUAUGACACUGUGUAAACAGUAGUGUUUUGUAUUGCCGCUAGCAACAAUCAAACCUUCAUAAGAGCCGUUGCUCUGAAAGAUUUAUUUGCAAAUCUUUUGAUUACAUUACAGUAUGUAAGCACUUUCUUCUUUAUA
This is a messenger RNA of Xenopus tropicalis (tropical clawed frog), 2008 nucleotides long. RefSeq names its product prostaglandin E receptor 3 (gene ptger3). NCBI's taxonomy places the organism in Eukaryota, Metazoa, Chordata, Amphibia, Anura, Pipidae. Bases 177 to 1322 code for a protein of 381 amino acids. Gene Ontology annotation, cellular component: membrane; plasma membrane. Gene Ontology annotation, molecular function: prostaglandin E receptor activity; prostaglandin receptor activity; G protein-coupled receptor activity. The record is from RefSeq and is a predicted model, not a curated record. The transcript has 2 exons. Gene Ontology annotation, biological process: G protein-coupled receptor signaling pathway; signal transduction; lymphatic endothelial cell differentiation.